AUGGCGACCGUCUCACCCAACCAGUUUGCCGUCUCCUUCCCAGCCUCACCACCGUUCCACAACGUCGGCGUCUUCCUGCACCCCAAUAAUCUUCUCCCACCAGGUACGGCUGCUGGAGUCUACAUGCAACUGCCGGGGGAGCAGGGAUUCAAGUUCCUGGGGGCCAUCGGCAACGAGAAGCCCUCAGCCUUGUUCCGCGUCAACCUGCCGGACGCCAUUGCCAACAACCCGUCUGCCGGGCAGAUCAAUCUCGGUAUCUCCGUGGAGCCAGCAGACAACAUCCAAGCACAGAUGCUGCAGCUUCAACAGCAGUCACCGUCGGCGUCGAAUUCCACUGCUGUGGCAAAGAGACCCCCCGAUACGAGGGUGUUGGCCCAGCGAAUCAUCAGGAACGCCUUCAAUUUCUUGGCCAGCUUUGCCGGCAACACGGCCAACGGGAUCGAAGUUGUGCCGCUGAAGAGCUUUCAAGAUUGGUGGACCAAGUUCGAAAGACGGGUACAGAACGAUCCAGGGUUUUUGGAGAGAGACGGAUUUUAG
Molecule: messenger RNA, 537 nt
Organism: Fonsecaea erecta
Lineage: Eukaryota; Fungi; Ascomycota; Eurotiomycetes; Chaetothyriales; Herpotrichiellaceae
Exons: 1
Coding region: 1-537 (178 amino acids)
Biological process (GO): protein import into nucleus
Cellular component (GO): nucleus; cytosol
Molecular function (GO): nuclear import signal receptor activity
Source: RefSeq, a predicted model, not a curated record